Molecule: messenger RNA, 1980 nt
Organism: Bombina bombina (fire-bellied toad)
Lineage: Eukaryota; Metazoa; Chordata; Amphibia; Anura; Bombinatoridae
Gene: LRRC14B
Product: leucine rich repeat containing 14B
Exons: 2
Coding region: 34-1584 (516 amino acids)
Cellular component (GO): cytoplasm
Source: RefSeq, a predicted model, not a curated record
UCAACAUCUAACAGUCUCUGCUGUUGUGUGAGAAUGAAAACGCUUAAGAUCAUCAGUGCUGAGUCCUUUAUAUCAGAUGAAGAAUACGCCAAACAAAAUGUGAGGAAUGUUGCUCACAAUCUGUACCCACUCUUGCUAAAGACUUGUUACUUACAUGAAAAGGUGGAAAUCAUUUAUGGAUUGGUGGAAAACUGGCCCUUGUCUGAUUUCAACUUUGGAAAUUUGCUAGGUAAAACAGCUGACAUUCCUGAAGAUAUUAGCCACUGGACGUGCCACCGGAGCUUAUCAGCUUGCCUAAAUGGCUUGAAGAAUUAUGUGUUGAAUUGCAAUACGACAUACACAAAGAGACUAAAAGUUGUGGACACAACAGCUUUAAAGGAUGUUGAAUAUCAACCGUGCAAAUGUAAACAAACUUUGGGGAAAUGGGCAAGAACCGAGUUAUUAGCUAAGCUCUGCUUUGAUCUUCUGGUUGAAAUGCAACAGCUCAAUUUUGAUCCAUCAGUUUUCGGAGUUGAAAUUGAGGUCUUUGCUAACCUGUUUGUCACACAGAGGAACUACGAGCUUGUGGUUCAAGCUUUAUUGAUGAAGCGUCAUUGUCCGCUCAAACUACGAUGUGUUGGUUUCCGAGCCGAUAGCUUAUCACUAAGGAACCUUUUUUAUAUACUGAAGCUAUCAGAGCCAACUUCUAUACACAGAUUAGAGAUGGUUCAUAAUAUUCGUUUACAGCUUGAACAUCUUGAAGUUCUACUGACCAAUGUCACCUUCCCUCAGCUUAUUUCGCUCACUUUGCCUGCACAAACCUUCAAUGUUAACAGAUAUACAGCAGAAGACGAGGAAGUUUUAUGUAGCAUUGGGGAAAAACUAAGUAAUAUGACACAUCUGACUGAGUUAAGCCUUUCGUUUUCCACACUUACGGGAAGAGUGAGAAAGCUACUUAGCCCUCUGAAAACACCUUUGAAGAUACUUGAAGUUGCUAACUGUUCCCUUAACUAUGCAGACAUGGCGUAUUUAGCAAACAGUCUCCAUGCUGAACAUUUUGUACUGCUGGAUCUCAGCGGCCACAGUGUUACAGAUCUGUUUCCAUCAACAUUUUUUAAACUACUUACUAAGGCUUCAAGGACGCUUAAAACUUUGGUUCUCGAAGAAUGUGAUAUGGGAGAUACACAUGUCAAUAUGUUGACAGUGGGUUUAACACCAUGCCGGAAACUACAAGAGUUUAAAUUUCUAGGAAACCCUAUGACAUCAAGAGGCCUUAAACGUAUAUUUAGAAGUUUUGCUGACCUUCCUAUGUUAAAGUACAUUGAAUUCCCGGUACCGAGAGACUGCUAUCCUGAUGAUGUCACAUACCCGCUUGAUGAUUCUAACCUUGUCAAAUUUGAUCGCCAAAAAUACCAGGAAGUAAAAGAAGUUCUUCACAUGAUUUUACUUCAAGCUCAUAGAGAGGACAUAGUAGCUGUAACCCCUUUGUUUGGAAGUUAUGAUCCUGAAAUUCAGGAGACUGGCAAUGAACUUGGCAAAUGUUUACUUGAAUCAUUUAAAGGUACCCUAGAGAAUUUUUCAGAAGCCCUGAAAAAAUUAAACUAGUGUGUGUACCUUUAAAAUCAAUACAGGAACCUAUAAUCAUCUCUUUGAGAAGUAAAAUGUUAAAAAAAAAAAUGUUGUGGUCCAUAUGGAAUUCAUAUACAGAUUAGAUUUAUUCUAAACCUGGUGUAUGCAGACUAUUCAAGUACUCUUAUAAUAAAUAAACAAUACAAAAAAUAACAAUAUAAUAUUUAUUUUUCACAUUUGUUCGAUCAAAUAGAACAGAUAAUGGGCACUUUAAAAAUGUAUUGUAAUUAUGAUCUUGGAACUGUUUGUAUUAUUUAUCCAUUACUAAUGAUAAAAAGAUUUUUGGAACCUCUAUGCUCAGCAGAUAAAAAAAAGGUAAAAUUAGAGUUGUAUAUUUUGAGACAAAUAAAUAAAUUAAAAUUUAAAAGAUGA